AUGACCUGGGCACCCUGGCAUGUCUUGCAUAAUUGGUCGCCUUUCAAGAUCGAUGCCCUUGGUCUCGUCACCUUACUCGGAUCCGAGGAAGUCAACUCUGCCGUUGGCCGACUUGUCCGUAGCACCUAUCUCGAGUACCUUCCAUUGCUGGGCGCUUUUGUCAUUGCGGGAGAUCGGUUUACAGAGAAGGCAGCCGGCUUCAACCUCUACAACAUCUCCCAGGGUAUCCACACAACAGAUCUCUCUGCAUGGCUGACGCGGUGGAUUUCUUCUCAGCAUUUUGAGGUUACCCGCAGUUUUGUGGUCUGGAAGGUUACCCCACCUCGGUCUCGACGACACGAUAUCAGUGUGGCUAUGACCAUCAGCUUCAUCCUCGUCGGUUUCCUCGUAGCUCUGGCCAUCCUGUCCAGAGACUGGUAUGGCUUUGCCAACGCCACAGCCAUGAUCGUUUCGAUUUUGGUCCGUGCCUAUGUCAUCGGACAGCACCGUAUAGCCAUUGACGCUAUGGUGCACGAAGUGGUGCUUAAAUCCAACCCUGCUCCAACGGCAGGUCUCUACGAGGGCGAGAGAUCAAACCACAAGUUUUUGAAAGCAAACAAAACAACAGUGAGAACGAGAAAUCAAGCAUCCGCUACCGUUGUCCCUGGUGGUGACGCACCAGAGCAAAGUGUUUCUUCGCUGAAUGGUUCGAUUAUGAACAAGGCUUCCCCACGGCAGGUUCAGAUUACACAACAGGGACAAACAGGAAGCGAGGAGAUGACGAAGCCAGAUCCGAAGAGAUCGGAACUCAAGAACAGUUCUUUGUUCGGGAAACCCACAAAGGUACUCAUCAUUCAGCCGGACUCCAAAGCAGUGACCUUUUGGAUGCCAGAUGAGUUGUUACACCCGCCGUCGUUGUUCAUAGAAGGACCUCUUCUCCAACAUCCGCGGACAUACCUGUAUGUGAGAUCUAUCGGAUGGCUGGCGUUUGGGGUGCACAUCGUCACGAUCGGCAUGGCAGAUUUGGCCAGUCAACUGUACACUGUUGUCUUGCUGGUACUACCUACUGUCCUGCUCGUGCUUAAGUUCGGCUGUGACGACUCGAACUGGAGAUCCACCAUAGAUGUUUGGAGAGGGAGAUCCGUCGACCGGGUUCGACACCACAAGAUAGACGAGUCGAACGAGGUUGAUGAGAAUGCAAAUUCGGGAGAUUUUGUGAAGCAGCGCGAAUGUUGGAUCGGUUCACGGCUGAAAGCAGAAAUCUACGAUUGGCCGGCAUCCUACGAAUUCAUCGAAGAGGGAGAAGGAGAAGACAAGAAAUGGUUCAACCGUGUCCCCAAGGGCAAGCAGCGCUCAAGAAAGCGACAAGAUCUUUACGCAUGGCUUGCACUUACCGGCGAUGAGGAAGAGAGCAUGGACAAAUGGGAUCUCUUCCCUCAUAGCCGCAACGGCAACCAGGAGUGGUGGAAGACGUACUCACUGAAACGGGAUGCUUUACGGUGCAAUGCAAAUUUCGGACCGCAGCGUCUAGUUGUCACUCAUUACGACCUGGACGAACGACAGAAAGGCCUUUCCCUCGAUGCCAUUGGGCAAGCACAGCGUGAGCCUCACUUACGCAAACUCGCCGCUCUUCAGGUUACUACCACAGCCUUUCCAGCGUCCAGCCAUCAUUGGGUACCGGUUUUUGGGUUGGAAGAUACUGGGUUGGGUGAUGUCUCGCCGCAGAUGAUCCCAGACAAUGAGGCCAGACCGGUCUAUGACGGCAAUACAGUUUCGGGGUCUGUUUUAAGUAAUAGUCAAUCCGAUGCCUCUACGCCCUUGAUGAAGGACUAA
This is a messenger RNA of Capronia coronata CBS 617.96, 1812 nucleotides long. RefSeq lists its product as uncharacterized. The record is from RefSeq and is a predicted model, not a curated record. The transcript has a single exon. The coding region runs from base 1 to 1812 and encodes 603 amino acids. NCBI's taxonomy places the organism in Eukaryota, Fungi, Ascomycota, Eurotiomycetes, Chaetothyriales, Herpotrichiellaceae.